AGACUAAGUAUUCUUGCACAGCUGUGGUGACAACUUUGGGGUCUUUAAAGAUGAUAUUUCGUGGUAGUGCAUACCAUUCUUUGAGAUUUUUGGUUAAAUAGUAUUUGUAUGUAUCUUUGAAUGCCUGGAGACUUGGUAUGGAAAGCAAUGGCUGUGUUUAGUUUGGCGGAGGGUAGGAGUUAAUCGGAAAGAUUCUGAUGAUUUAUAUGAUGUCAUGAUUGAUAUUAGUUCUUGUACUGCCGCAAAAAAUGUCACAAUCGAAUGUUCUGCAAAUGGCAGUCCACUUCCCGUGGUAAAUCUCUUUAAGGAUGGCCAUGUUAUCAAGACCAAUAACUUGCGUUUAACAUAUAAGAUAGACAUUGUAACAGAGAGUGAUGGAGGAAGCUACAAAUGUAAAGCGAAAAACAGAGCUGGUUCUAAAGAAAGUGAAACAACAGUUCUCAAUUAUUAUCCACCUGAAUAUGUUGAUUACAUUACUGUUGCUCCUAGUGAGAAUGUCACUAUUGCACCAGACAUUUUAGCUAAUCCUGAAUUCACUUGCCAAUGGAUCACUGAAUUGAAUGAUACAGAUACAGACCCAACGACCUUCACAUUCAAGGCAUCAGACGUUGUUGGAACAAACUAUACAAUAAUAGUGAAUGCUACUAAUAACAUUGGAUCAGCAAUCAAAUCAUUCAAAGUCACUGUCUCAAGUGUUGACUAUUGUGUUUCUAAUCCAUGUGGAAAUAAAGGGACUUGUAUACCUGCUAAUUUUGCGUUUACUUGUGAAUGUGAACAAGGCUACAGUGGGAGAUAUUGUGAAAAUAGCAUUUACGGCACAAGUUUGACAAUUGGAAUGUUGUUUGUGGGUAUAAUUGUUGGAGCCUUCGGAGUAAUUGGUGGAUUGAUCGGCUACACGAGGAUUAAACGGAAGGCACAGAUAGGCAAGAGGAGUGCGAACCAGAGACAGAACUUAGAUACUUACAUGGACUACGUAGGAGAUGAUGGUCCAACUUACCAAGAUCUACAACAUAGAGAAGAAGAAACAACUUAUGUUAAUGCGAUGCCGAGAAAGAAAUAAGAGUAGAGAGAGCAGUAGCUAGUUGGAGUGAAUGCUUGUUACUUGUGCAAGGGUCAUUAUAAUCACAGCGAAAUUUAUCACUGAUGAUUGUACAACCGCGAAUCCAAGAAUUGUUUUAAGCUCUGUCCAGAUUAUGAUUUUUUUUUUUUUACAAAAUAUGUAGUAUGUCCACGUAAAAUCAUGAUGUGCCUAUUUGGUGAUGAUAAUGAUGUCAUCAGACCAUAUUUAGACAUGUCACAUGUUUUUAAAAAUAACAUUUGAUAGUCUGGACAGGGCUUAAGUCACGUGUCACUCCAAAUAUCAUACAUAACUCACAUAGAUUAAUAUAUAUUAUUAUUAUAUUUAAAACACUAUGCUUAGAAAAGGUAGCAUAUGAUGAAGUUGACAAAGCACAUAGUUAGUCAACACUUUAAUAUACUUUUUUAACAACCUUUAUAACCGUAUAUAAUUUUAGACUAGACAAACGUUUGAAUGUAAUGAAUCCCAUAUAUCGAACUUGGACGUUUAUAUAAUCAUUUACUAUUUUGGAUAAGGACAAAAUGUUUGUGCCGAUUUACCGUCCAGACGCGUGUACAGCUCUGGAAGAAAUAUAUCGUUGCAAAUAUCUUACCAUUAUUGGCAUAUUUUGAGUUUAUAUGCAUGUCUAUUAAAGUAUCAUUAAUAAUAAAUAUUGGACGAGGUCUUGUCACGCUACAAAAGCAGCACGUGUGAGAAGUCAUUAUUCAAAUUCCGUUCGUACUGUACAGUAAAGGCAGCAGAGUAUUUAGUAGGUAAGUGCCACUUCAGUGAGUGCGACUGACACAAUCUCGUGUAUUUUUACGAAAUAUAAUGGAAUAAAAUCUAUUGACCAUGUUAAUCACUAAAAUAAGUCAAUAUGUGAAAUAUUGCUGAAUAUAUAAAUAAAAUGAAGUCUAUUAUAGACUACAUCAUUCACAACAUUUUAGCAUGUAUUGAAUAAUCUAUUUACCAUAUGUUUACCAGUAGG
Anneissia japonica is the source of this 2045-nucleotide messenger RNA. RefSeq names its product neuronal cell adhesion molecule-like. Gene Ontology annotation, biological process: cell adhesion; axon guidance. Lineage: Eukaryota; Metazoa; Echinodermata; Crinoidea; Comatulida; Comatulidae. The transcript has 7 exons. Bases 215 to 1060 code for a protein of 281 amino acids. Gene Ontology annotation, molecular function: protein binding; calcium ion binding. The record is from RefSeq and is a predicted model, not a curated record. Gene Ontology annotation, cellular component: plasma membrane.